AUGAAGCAAAGCAUUUUCAUGAGGGUUUUGUUCUGCAAGAUUCAUUGUCCAUUCAUAUGCCUCUGCAAACCUUCAGCUGCUGCUCAUCUCUAUAAUUCUGGGCCAUUGAAAUUGGAAAGUACCCCACCAGAAGCCCCUUCCAGAGUUGUUUCCGUUUCUGAUAGCUCUGAUCAGUCGUCCACUGAAGCCCCUAAGAUAAAGAAAGAAGAAGACAUUCCAGACGGGAAGGAACAGGUUGAGAAUGUCCUUAAGAGCUGUAUGAAGAAGGCCCCAACAAGACCUUCUGAUCCUUUAAAAGAGGUUGAAAAGAAGAGAGUGCAAUGGAUGGAUAACUUAGGUAAAGAGCUUGUUGAGACCAAGGAAUUUGAAUCCAGAUAUGGAUCAAUUAUGUUUGAUUGCCAUUUGUCUGACCAGAAAGAAGUACUAUCCAAGUCUGUUCGAGCAUUAGCUUGA
Molecule: messenger RNA, 453 nt
Organism: Coffea eugenioides
Lineage: Eukaryota; Viridiplantae; Streptophyta; Magnoliopsida; Gentianales; Rubiaceae
Exons: 3
Coding region: 1-453 (150 amino acids)
Source: RefSeq, a predicted model, not a curated record